GCCGGCAUACCGCGCUAAUCCUAUGGCAGGAGCCAGGUACUUAUCCUGGUCUCCCAUGGGGUGCAGGGCCCAAGCACUUGGGCCAUCCUCCACUGCACUCCCUGGCCACAGCAGAGAGCUGGCCUGGAAGAGAGGCAACCCGGACAGAAUCCGGUGCCCCGCCCGGGACUAGAACCCGGUGUGCCGGCGCCGCAAGAUGGAGGAUUAGCCUAGUGAGCCGUGGCGCCGGCCACUGUAUGUAAACAUUUUCCUUAUUGACUUUUUAUUUUCAUCCUCAGCUCAGUAUUUUAAAAUUAAGUUCUGGCAGGUGAUUUUUUUGUGCUUCUUAUAUAUCAAGCACGUUAGCCUUUUGUCACCUCAUUGACUGCAUAUCCUACUUUCUUAGUUCUUUGUUACUUUUUAAUUUCAUUAGAUUUUGGGUGGAAUAGUCAGCUACUUAACAUUGCUUAGCAUUUUAUGUAUUUUUCAUUUUAUAUAUUUUAACUCUUCCAAUUGUAUAUUUUUAAAUUAAAAAAAAGCAUUCGGUUUUGUUAGAUUCACACGCACAAUAAAGAGUAAGUGCCACCCCUCAGCCGUUCCUGUUUGUAGCAGGUUAAAAAGGUUAAGCUGUAGACCUGUUCACUACCAGAUUAUUAUGUUUUGAGUUCUGGAGGCCGGUUGAAGGAGAUUUGACCCAGUCGCAGGGAAGAUGGGUGGGGUUUUCCGGGUGGAACUCUAUGCUUGUGGGGUUUUGUGUGUGGCAGUGUGUGUGCAGGUGUAUGACCAAGGUGCACAGCACGUGUGUGGGGAUGCGGAUUGCUGUUUGCAGGGCAGCCCACGUGGGCUCAGCCCUCGAUUUUGCUCUGCAUUCUUCCUGCUUUAACCUCUGCUGUUGCCCUGACUCUUGGAGCUUAGGUUCCUUUAGUGAGCAUGGAGUGAAGGCGGCAUGGAGCCACAUAGGAGUUUACACUCCUGGCUUUGGCACCUUCUUUAAAAUAGUCAUGAUUUUAGUAUCUCACUCACUAGUAGCCAGUUUAAAAUUAGAAUAAAUGAAGAUAUGAUGUGUGAUCCAUGAGUCAUGGAUAUGCUUUUUAAAUUAAUCAAUUUUUAAGAAUUAUUUAUUUAUUUACUUGAAAUUCAGAGUUAGAGAAAGAUCCAGAUCUUCCAUCCACUGGUUCACUCCCCAGAUGGCUGCAAUGGCCAGGGGUGGGCCUUACUGAAGCCAGGAGCUUUAUCUGGGUCUCCCACGUGGUGGGACUGUCUUCCUCUGCUUUUCUCAGGCCGUUAGCAGGGAGCUGGAUCCAAAGUGGAGCAGUUAGGAUAUGCAGUGGCACCCAUAUGGGAUGCUGGCAUUGCAGGCAGCGGCCAUAUGCAGUAAGCCACAAUGCCAGCCCCAGUGAGUGUUUAAAAAAAGAGAUUGGGUCUACUUUUUAAAAAAGUAUUUAUUUAUUUAUUUAUUUGAAAGACAGAGUUGCAGAGAGAGGUAGAGAGAGAGGUCUUCCAUCCGCUGGUUCACUCCCCAGAUGGCCGCAACAGCCAGCGCUGCACUGAUUCGAAGCCAGGAGCCAGGAGUUUCCUCUGGGUCUGCCAUGUGGGUGCAGGGGCCCAAGGACUUGGGCCAUCUUGCUAUCCCAGGCCAUAGCAGAGAGCUGGAUCGGAAGAGGAGCAGCUGGGACUAGAACUGGCGCUCAUAUGGUAUGCCAGCGCUUCGGGCCAGAGCAUUAACAUGCUGUGCCACAGCGCUGGCCCCUAGGGUCUACUUCUGUAACCAGCUCUUAACUGCAUGAUUGUUAACUUUUUUCUGUGUAUUUAGAUUACAUUAUAAAUUACUAGGUUAAAUAAACACUGUGUAUCAUAUCAAAAGUACUUAAACUUCUUAAAGGUCAUUAAAAAUGAAAAAAAUUAUACAUUGUAUAAAUAUUUGUAUAUUCAGUAUUUGUCUUUUAAUAUUGAACUCAGACUGUUGCCUUCUUACGUUUGGUGAUGCCAUGUCUGUGGGUUAGGGACUGAGCUGGGUCCCACCUGUGUGGAUGGACAGGUGUCACUCCCCACAUCUGGAAUCAUCUGUGGUGCAGGACAUUCCAGCCAGAACUUUCUGGACAUUCUUGUAUUUGGCAGCUGCUAUGGGAAACACACAGCGGUGUCUGCGUCUGAAACUAGAACCAGUAGCUCCUAGUGGUUCCUCGGGUGCAGGAAGGGAGUGGGAGGGAAGGGCCGGUGUGGGAGAGAUUCUGGCUUCAGUUCCAGCAUGUGACUUGGUCACUUGUUACUGGAUGUGUGAAAGUUAGUCAGAAUUGAAACUACAGUGGUUACAUUUUGCUGUGCUUCCUGCUCUUUCCAACAGCACAAAGUAUUAUUCUUCCCAUUGGACAGGUGAGAAAAUUGAGUCUCAGGGAUUGUGUUUCAUUCAAGGUGAGCGUAGGUUCCAGGACAGCAGGUGCACGUGGUGAGUUCAACUUUGGACGUGGUAAAAACGGGGCAUGGCUGGUUUCAGAGCGGCAUCUUGCUGGAAACUUGAAACAGUAAUUUGGAGAUACAGGUUUGGAGCUUGGAACGGAGGGAAAGGGCUGAAGGGAUGGGUCUGGGAAACACUGAGCAGGGGGUGAUGACUGUACAAGACCUGCUGCUCGUGUGCUGCGCGCCGACACUGCGGUGUGGGGACUCUUGUUCACCGAGGCGUUGCUCCGUGCCGUGCUUUAUGGAGGACAGGUUCCCACUUUGCAGGAAGCACUCAUCUCGUUCAAAGGGGGCUGCGGAAUGUGGAGGGAGGAGGUGGUGUUUCAGGUCCUUUCUCAACCCAGGUUCCCAGGUGAUGGGGGGGGGGGCACAGGGCCCUGCCAGGUGCCGCAGCUGCUCAGCUGUGCUUCCUCCACGUCCCGUGCACGUUUUAGAUGCACUGUCCUAGGUCCCUGGAGAGAGAAAGUGGAGAUUACUGCUUUUAACUGCACUCUUCAGGAGGUAUCCUUAGUUACUUAACAAGGAUAUGUUACUUCUAGUAACACAGAAGGCAUGCGUUAGCUCCCUUAGUACACAGAGAAGAGACUACAAGUCCAAGGUAGUAACUCUGGAUUUGGAGGGAUGGGCGUGUGAAAGGAGGUAGCCUUAGCCACACUUGUGCUGUGGCCAUGAAUGUUCUGGGGUCUGUUCUCUUCCCCACAGUCUCACCAUGGAACCCCUCACCAUUCUGUUCCCCAGCACGGUGGAGCUUCCUCACCGCUCAGCCUUUGGCAUUGGCCUGAGUGUCUUGCCUGGCACACCCGGUGGAAGCCGGUGCGAUGGAUGACCCAAGGUUAUGUUUCUUCUCUGCUAGGCUGCCACUGGCAGGUUUGCGAGGCUGCACAGCCUGCCCGGGAGCUUACCUCCCUGGCCAGUGGGUGCUGUGAGAUGGUCAGGAACGGUUGCUGGAGGAAGCGCAGGUCAGCUCUUUGUGUUGGAAGAACGUGUAGAGAGGUGCACCACAGCAGGGUCAUUCCAGUUCCUGUGCCCUGGGACACACUGAGGGCGGGGCCACACCUCCACAGCGACACUACCUGAGGGGAGCGUCCUGUGGUCCCCAGGCGCGGCAGGGUAGGAGGAGUCAAGAAGCCUGGCCUGGGAGUGUCCUUGAACUGGCCUGGGACUCACUCCCGGUGACAUAUCUUCAUCUGCUUGCAACUCUGAUGUCCACUCUCAAGGUGUUUCGUAGCUACAGAAUUGUCUUCUUGCUGACUGCUGGGCAAUUUUGGAAGGGAGGAAGAAUGAAAUGGACAGAGGAACUGGGUUUUUGCGGGCUUUCUCUUUUCAUGACAGAUGUGUGGUUAGCACUCUAUGUAUAUGAAUAUCUGCUCCAUGUAGGAGCUCAGAAAUCGGCCCAAACAUUUUUAUCAGAGAUAAGAUGGGAAAAAAACAUCACAUUGGGGGAACCACCAGGAUUCUUGCAUUCUUGGUGGUGUGUGUUCUGGGAUCUCUACUGUGCAGCCCCAGAGAGGCGGGAAACAUGCGAGCAUUCAAGCGAAGCGAAAGCCUUCCAUGAUUAUCCAUUCAUGUCACCUCGGUACCCUGGAGGUCCAAGGCCCCCAUUGAGGAUCCCUAAUCAGGCACUUGGAGGUGUCCCAGGAAGUCAGCCAUUACUCCCCAGUGGAAUGGACCCAACCCGACAACAAGGACAUCCAAAUAUGGGUGGGCCAAUGCAGAGAAUGACUCCCCCACGAGGGAUGGUGCCCUUAGGACCACAGUCUGACCCUUGGUUAUCAUUACAGAGCUAUGGAGGUGCCAUGAGACCCCCACUGAAUGCUUUAGGUGGCCCCGGAAUGCCUGGAAUGAACAUGGGUCCAGGUGGUGGCAGACCUUGGCCAAACCCAACAAAUGCCAAUUCAAUACCAUACUCCUCAGCAUCUCCCGGGAAUUAUGUAGGUCCACCAGGAGGCGGAGGGCCACCAGGGACACCCAUCAUGCCCAGUCCAGCAGACUCAACCAACUCGGGAGACAACAUGUAUACUUUAAUGAAUGCGGUACCUCCUGGACCCAACAGGCCUAAUUUCCCGAUGGGCCCCGGGUCAGAUGGCCCCAUGGGCGGAUUAGGAGGAAUGGAGUCACAUCACAUGAAUGGCUCAUUAGGCUCAGGAGAUAUGGACAGUAUUUCCAAGAACUCUCCCAAUAACAUGAGCCUGAGUAAUCAGCCGGGCACCCCGAGGGAUGAUGGCGAGAUGGGGGGAAGCUUCUUAAAUCCUUUUCAGAGUGAGAGCUACUCCCCGAGCAUGACCAUGAGCGUGUGAGCCCGCGGACCCCGCGGGGAGCCGGCCCUCCGCGGAACCACUACGGAAGAUAAUUACUCAUCACAGCGUGCAGUCAACCAAGGAAUCUCAGUCACACCAAGCCGACCUUUUUAUUUCCUGCUCUCUCCCCUCUCUCGUGAAGAAAGCGGGUCCAAACGUGAUUCAAACAACCGUCCGGAGCGGCAGACUCGCACUGCCCGCCGCGGAACUGCAAAUCAUGCCCUGUGUGUGUCUGUGUGUGGGACGGCGGAUGUGCUGUCCACGUGUAUGGUAAACGGACAUAGGCACAUGCGUGCGGUGACCCACAGGACACUCACGAACACGAUCACGUGGCAUCUUACGUAGCGAUAAGUAGGGACUUUUAUUCCAUCCUUUUUUUCACGUUUACAUUUUAAUUAUUAAAAGUCGCUCCCGCCCCCUCCCUGAACUAUUUUGUGCUGUGUAUAUCACUGCUUUAUAUAAGUUAUUUUUUAAGGUGAACUCAGAUGUUAUGGUUUUGUAAAUGUCUGCAAUCAUGGAUAGGAAUAAAAUGGCUUAUUUCA
This is a messenger RNA of Oryctolagus cuniculus (rabbit), 5275 nucleotides long. NCBI's taxonomy places the organism in Eukaryota, Metazoa, Chordata, Mammalia, Lagomorpha, Leporidae. The record is from RefSeq and is a predicted model, not a curated record.